Ciona intestinalis (vase tunicate) is the source of this 1330-nucleotide messenger RNA. Lineage: Eukaryota; Metazoa; Chordata; Ascidiacea; Phlebobranchia; Cionidae. The record is from RefSeq and is a predicted model, not a curated record.
GUUUUGCUGUCAAUUGUACACCAUAUAAGACAGAGAGCGCUAGUCUUUUACUUUUAUUAUUAACUCUUCCGCUGUAGGUUUGGGAAAAGAUUUACAGAAUGUUUUCUGUUAAAAUGGCGCUUCGGGUUUCGGUUCAUAGUAAGCUGUUUGCCCGAGGUCUGGGCUAUGAAGCAACUCGUAAAAAUAUAAAAGUAGAUUCAGAUACCAAAGUUAUCUAUCAAGGCUUUACUGGUAAGCACGGUACCUACAACAGCAGACAAGCAAUUGAAUACGGCACUAAUGUGGUAGGAGGUGUCUCUCCUAAAAAAGCCGGGACCAGCCAUCUGGGGUUGCCUGUGUUUAAAGAUGUAGCCGAAGCUCGUGAGGCCACCGGUGCUGAAGCUUCGGUCAUUUUUGUACCACCUAGAUUUGCAGCAGAUGCAAUCAUGGAAGCAAUUGAUGCUGAAAUACCACUGGUCGUUUGCAUAACUGAGGGAAUUCCUCAACAAGAUAUGGUGAAAGUGAAGACCAGAUUGGAACAGCAAGAUAAAACGAGACUAGUUGGACCUAACUCUCCAGGAAUUAUUGUUCCGGGGAAAUGUAAACUUGGUGUAAUGCCGGGACAUAUACACAGGGGCGGUGAGAUCGCUAUCGUAUCCAGAUCCGGCACGCUAAUGUAUGAAGCCGUCGAUGGAAUUAUAAAUGCCGGUUUCGGACAGACUAUUUGCGUUGGGAUCGGAGGGGAUCCGUUUAACGGAACUAACUUUGUUGAUUGUUUGGACGUUUUUCUCAAGGACGAUAAGACGGAAGGCAUCUUCCUUAUCGGAGAAAUAGGAGUCGAAGCGGAGGAAGAAGCGGCUGAGUAUCUUAAGAUGAAUAACGUAGGAAAAGGGGCAAAACCAGUUGCCGCAUAUAUUGCCGGAGUCACUGCACCACCUGACAGGCGCAUGGGGCAUGCUGGAGCCAUCAUUGCUGGAGGCAAGGGAGGAGCAGAGGGGAAGAUUAAGGCUCUUCGAGAUGCGGGAGUUAAUGUUACAUUAAAUCCUGCCCGCAUGGGCUGGGUGAUGUUACGCCAGUGGGAAACGGUAUACAAAAGGUUCAGGCCACUUCUUUGGUUUUAGUUAAGUGAUGCUUAUUUUCCUUUUAAUGAGGAACCUGGCUGGGGUAAUUCAACAUAAUUUAAUAAUAGGUUCUUAAACGUAUACACAAGUAAAGGAGAUUGUCAGCGUUGUAUUUUGAUGUAUACUAAAUACAAGUUUUGCAAUAAACGUUUGCGUCAUAAAUAACACAUUUCACGUUUUAGUAUCGUUUACCUGUCCGAUUUUUAUUGCAGUUCAAUAAAAUGAUUUAA